This is a messenger RNA of Apiotrichum porosum, 609 nucleotides long. RefSeq lists its product as uncharacterized. Bases 1 to 609 code for a protein of 202 amino acids. The record is from RefSeq and is a predicted model, not a curated record. Lineage: Eukaryota; Fungi; Basidiomycota; Tremellomycetes; Trichosporonales; Trichosporonaceae. The transcript has 2 exons.
AUGUCCCUACCCAAGUGUGACCCGCAGUGCUUCUCAUCGCCCCCCGCCUUCCGCAGCUCUCAUACCCAGCCACCAGGCGCGGUGCUGUACCAUGGGGAAGGUGUUUCCCAAGCACGCGCAGCUGGGACGGUCUCCACCAAUUACGUGGGCGAGUGGCUCGGUCUGAGGACAUGGGCAAGCAUCCCGCGGUCCUCAGCGUCCUGCCCGCCUAGUCCCCGCGGUGCAACGAUCGGGAUCGUCCAUGAGCAUUCCACCAAAGCACGCCAACGCCGGGUACCCAGGAUACAAGCCAAGCCUGGCGGGGGCGGGGCGCCUACCACACGGAGGCGCUGGGCGACACCAGCACGGCGAAUCAAGGACGAAGGCCUUGACAAACACCCGAUGCUCGGACGACAUAUCCUGGCCAUGUCACAUCCAGGUGAGUUGCGCAAAGUGUCAACAGGUCAGCAACUGGACGCGGCAAAGGGCGUGGACGAGGAUGCGUCCUGUGGUCUGUGGUGGUCGGCUGAGCACUCGGCCAGAAGCAACUCAGAAGCGCGUCGUGUCAGGGCGUUGGCUUGUGUGCCCGGCAGUCCAGCCGGUGAACGCUUGCCGGUGUGCCGAUACUGA